GUCCACCGUCAUCAUCACCAUCACCGGUUAUCAUCCCUCACCCUCAUGCCUUACAAGGGACCUGCAGAGCUGAGAGACUUCAUCAGGUCCCCUCGUCCCCUAAUCAAACAUCUCCAACGCACCAUCAUGUAUCCAUGAUCCUUCCUCCCCUCCAACCCUCACCAGAUAGACCAACCCGGCCCCGUGUCCCCGUUUCACCCUUCCUUAUCACCACCACCACCACCACCCACCCACCUAAAUGGCCCACUGGCGGGAAGAAUACUCCGCCGCACUGGCAUCUCGCGACCGCCGCGAGAAAGCCAACACCGCACUAUACGAUGCCUACACAAAACUCGCCGACCGAACCGCCUCCGCCACCACCACCACCAUUACCAGCCUCCAGAGCUCCUCCGUUACAGCAGCGGGCGCAAGUCCGCGCGCUCCCAGCAAAAAACACCACCCCCAACUAGCCGGGGGCGUACCUGCCCCCAAUCCCCCAUCCGGGACAGCACCAGCACCAGCACCACCCCCUGAAACGCAAACCCUCCUCGCCGACCUGGCCGAGGCGCAACGCUCCCGGGCCGAGCUGCAGGCCCAGCUCGCCCGGGCGACGGCGGAGCUCGAGCGCCUGCGCAAGCGCAGCGCGCAGGACGGGCGGCGGCUCCGCGCGUUCGAGCAGGAGGUCGCGCAGCUGCAGAUGCGGUUGAAGGAUCGGGAGGAGGAGUUGAGGGGGAAGGCGAAGUUGUUGGAGGAUUUCCAAGAUGAGAUGGCGUCGCUGAAUCUCCAGCUCAAUAUGGCCGAGGAGCGAUCCGCCCGGUUCCAGCAGGAAAACCAAGAUUUGGUGGAUCGCUGGAUGGCCAAGGUGGGCCAGGAGGCGGAUGCCAUGAAUGCGAAUUCCAGGUUCUCGUAGAAUGGCUUCGCCCUAGGUAUGAAGAAGAGACACAUUACAGGACGGAGGUUUUUCUUCUUCCACGUCAGAAGAUCUUUUUUUUUUGGCUUCUCUUAUCAUUUCCCCCCAACCCAAGCAUCGAGCUGGGUGGAUUCCUUUAUGAUAUGUGUCAGAGCUUUCUAUGCACAAUGAUACCCAUGAACUAGUUAUUCACAGUAGCAGUU
Messenger RNA from Aspergillus japonicus CBS 114.51, 1092 nucleotides. Its product is annotated as ATG16 family protein. The coding region runs from base 239 to 889 and encodes 216 amino acids. Gene Ontology annotation, biological process: autophagosome assembly. The transcript is spliced from 3 exons. The record is from RefSeq and is a predicted model, not a curated record. Gene Ontology annotation, cellular component: autophagosome membrane. NCBI's taxonomy places the organism in Eukaryota, Fungi, Ascomycota, Eurotiomycetes, Eurotiales, Aspergillaceae.